AUGCCAACUCUACUAGAUAAUACACUCAAGUCAAAGAACAUGGUUCUUGCCUUUGGAGGCGUUGUGGCCGCGGCGACGGCUUGGAUGCUCGCCGGCGACUUGUUUCCUGCCGACCCGGACCCUAAAGGAGAACCGGAGACGUGGACGAGAGAAGAGAUGCGGAGAUGGCUCGAGGCUACUUCCUCGCAAGUAGCGGAGAUGGACGUCAUAUACAUAUUCAUAUUUCUUCAAUACAAGCCGUUUGAUGUACUUCUGCCUCCCUCGGAGGCUGCUGUCCCCAAGACGCCAGUCAGCGACCAGUCGCCACCUAUCCCUGUCAUUGUCUGCGGCAGGCGGGAGGCCAUCGGUGAAGCCGUCGCAGCCGGACUCAAGCCAGAAUACGAGCUGGUGCAUUUUGUCAAGACCCCCGAGGCCGGCGUCAAGGACCUGCCGCUGGUCCUCGAAGGAAGCGCCCCGGAGACAGUACCCAGCAGCGUCGGCACGGGAAACAUUGCCACAGGGGCGACGGCCGUCAUUUUGGGCGGCGGCUACGAUGAUGAUGACUACGACGUGAUGCGCAAAGCCGUCGAUGCGGCUACGCUGAAGCAGCGCCCGGUCUGGCUGCGCAACGACCUGAGCGUCGUCAUGCCACCACCCGGUCCGGAAUACGGAAAAGCCAUUGUCGUCAGAGUAAAAAAGAUGUUGGUACAGCUGGAAAAGGAUAAGAAACUGGAUGGCUCAGACGGCAACGUGUACUGGUAUUAG
Cordyceps militaris CM01 is the source of this 744-nucleotide messenger RNA. RefSeq lists its product as uncharacterized. The coding region runs from base 1 to 744 and encodes 247 amino acids. The record is from RefSeq and is a predicted model, not a curated record. Lineage: Eukaryota; Fungi; Ascomycota; Sordariomycetes; Hypocreales; Cordycipitaceae. The transcript has 6 exons.